UCUCUCGGUGGGAGGGCGUACGGAGGAGCACAUCAGAGAGUCUCUCGGGUGCCCCUCUCCACGCGCGGCUGUACCCACCCGAGAGAGAGUGGAAGCCCUUCUCUCACACGCAAAAGGGGACAUCUCAUCACGACUCUUGGUAGCAGGCACUUCUCCGUAGUGGGCACUCCACUCAUCGUGUCGUCGUACGGGUUCUCCGCGAGAGCCUGUGGAGCCUCCGCUCUCGGGUCGGGUGAGCGUGCGAGCGAGCGAGUGAGCAAGCAAGCGACCGACCGACCGAACGAACGACCGACCGAGUGAGUGAGCGAGCAAGCAAGCACCAGCAGCAGCAGCAGCAAGCGACCGAGCGACCGAGCGCGAACGGCCGAGCGCGCCGGUCGAGUGGGUCUAAGCGGCCGUGAGGACCUCUCCAGGAGUACCCGACAGUCCUCUCCAUUCAUUCAUUCAUCCAUCCAUCCACCCAUCCAUCCAUCCAUCCAUCCAUCCAUCCAACCAACCAACCAUCCGAGGAAGCAAGCAAGCAACUGAGCGCGCGAACGAACCAGCCAUCUAGUCAGCUAGCCAGCGAACCAUCUCACUAACGAGAGCCAACGAACAAAGUGCCAAGGCAAGACGAGGCGAAAGCCGGCUCAAGCCAGGCUAAGAAGCCGAGUCGAGCCAAACCAGCGAAAGUCUUCCAAUUCAUCCAUCCAUCCAUCCAUCCAAUCAACUAGCCAGCCAGCCAACCAGCCAGUCAUUCAGUCAUCUAUCCAUCCAUAGAUUCGCAGCUCUCCUAACGAGAAGGAAGGUGGAGGCAAAGAGCAGAGUGGUGUACAUCUACGGAGGGUCGAAGGACUCGAAGAGGACCGCGAGUGAUUUCAGUCGGUCGGCGGCCGGCCUUGCCGGCCACUCUGCUCCCUCCUCGGCCGCCGACCGUCGCGUUCCAUCGCGUUACGUCGCGAGUGAGUGUUGAGUGCUCGAGUUAUCGUUACCCUUUGCCAUCCGUCGUCUGGAAAUACAACACGACGACGACGACGACGACGACGACGACGACAUGGCGACGGUGAGAAGAAACGACCGGUUGACGAUCGGUCCGUGCGCUAACUUUUUAUUAUCACCUCGGUCGUCUUUGUCGUCGUUAAGGUGAACAUUGUGUUGAGGUGAACGGCGCAUAGGUGAACGCCAUCGUGAAUGCAUGAAAGAAGAAAAUGUGCCAAGUGUCGAUUCGAAGAGUCAGUGAGUGACACCAUAACCGUGUAUUUACAUCAGCGAAAAUUCUCGGCCACGAGGAUUACCGUGAGGAUUACCGCGAGGAUUACCGCCUCCGAGGUGAGCCGCUGCCCGCUGGCGAGCGUGGCGGCAGCUACGGUACCGUCGCGAUAGAUCGCUAUCCAUCCUCCGCUUCCUCCUCCUCCGCUUCCUCUUCCUCCUAUUACUAUUCCUCAUGUCGCGCCGUUUUCGCGACUAGCACCGGCCUCACGAUUCCGCGAAGCACGAGCUUCAAGUAUUUCGACGGCGUCGGGCUCGCCGAGAUGAGCGGUGGCAGCGGCGGCGGCGGUGGAGCUAGCGGUGCCAGCGGAAACGGCGCCGGUAAUCAGGCGAGCGGAAAUGCGACUACCUAUCAUCAACAUCAACAACAGCAACAACAACAACAACAACAACAACAGCAACAGCAACAACAGCAACAGCAACAACAGCAACAACAACAACAACAACAAACGCAGUUAGAGCAGGCGAGCCUCCUGCCGGAUUUGAACAGCAUUGAUUUAGCUAUAAGCCUUUCGCCGAAGCAACACUCGUCGCACGUGCAAGCCGGGGGCGGCGCUCACACGACGCCGUUCAGCGUGACCGACAUCCUCUCGCCGAUGGAGGAGUCCUAUAGAAAGUUCGAUCUCGCAGCAGCAGCCGCGGCAGUUGGAGUUGGCGUCGGCGUUGGAGUAGGCGUCGUUAGCCACCCCCAGGGUUCCCCGUACGGUAACGCCUGCGGCGCGAGGGUCGCCGGUAACACCGGAAGUUCAAGCGCGAGCAGCGGGAGUCCGCCGCUCCACGGCGGCUCGACUCCCGGCGGUAGCACGCCCGGUCCUGUUACCGGGAGCGCCGGGAACGGUAGCGCCGGUACCGCCGGCACCGCCGGAACUGCCGCCGGUGCCGGAGCCGGAGGUGCGGCUGGUGGAAGUGCUGUUGGGACACCCGGUAUGACCGCCAUGGGUAAUCCUUACGCCACGAUGCAGCUCACCUCGCAAUAUCAGUAUUGUACUGCCGAACUUUCUCCGUACCAUCAUGCCGGACCCACCGUAGCCGGUACUGCCACCGUUGCCGAUCCUAUGAGAUCUCAUGCCGUUUCGACUCAUCAUCAUCCUUGGUACGCCCCGGCACCGCCGGCCACCAACGAUCCCCGUUUUGCCAGUUUUGCAGUCUCGCGGCUAAUGGGCGCUGCGGCGGCGGGCGCCGGGGCCAAUGUGGCCGGGUGCUCGGUGGGCCAGUCGAUGGGCGACGUUACCAAAUCCUCUGGCAUGGGCGUUGGCGUUGGGGUCGGAAUGAACGUUGGCAUGGGCGUCGGUACGAUGCAAUUUCCCCUUGCCCAGAGACGGAAGCGUCGAGUUCUCUUCACCCAGGCCCAGGUCUACGAGCUCGAAAGGCGUUUCAAGCAGCAAAAGUACCUAAGCGCGCCCGAAAGGGAGCAUCUUGCUUCCCUCAUUCAUCUCACGCCAACGCAGGUCAAAAUCUGGUUUCAAAAUCAUCGGUACAAAUGUAAGAGACAAGCCAAAGAAAAGGCGAUGGCCGAACAGAACCAGAAUCAGAGCGCGAGCUCGCCGCGGCGGGUAGCGGUGCCGGUACUGGUGAAGGACGGAAAGCCUUGCGGCAGCGGGGGCGGGGGCGGCAACGAGGGCAGCCGCGGAGGGCCUAGCGCCGCCCUAGCGAGCCCCGCACCCCACAUGACGGCGGCCUCCAGUCCCCACGGCUCGCACCACGCCGCCUCCUCCUCGGUGUCGCAUCACUCGGUGGUGGGGGUGAGUCACGUGAUGACCUCCAGCCAGAGCCUCCAGCAUUGCUCUUACACGCGGACGGGAGCCCAGCAGAGCAUGCAACAGCAGCAGCAACCGCAGUGCGGCGCUUAUCUGCCCUUGCAGAGCCGGGCUUGGUAGUGCGCGCCAUCCGCGGCGGGGGCCGCGGCCUACGCCAAUCCCUCCGUUACGGGCCCAUGGACCCUCGCCGCGGAUACUGCAGCUGCCUGGUACUCCAUUCCUGACGACAGCAACUAAACUAACGGAACAACGGACCGCGAACUAUCGAUUUUAUUAUAAUUAUCGAUCGAUCGUCGAUCUAAUCGACGUCAUUUUUUAUCCGACAGUCUGCUAUGACCUCUUCUUUACAGACUUAUUAUAUAUGAUAUAUAUGUAUAUAUACAUAUGUAUAUAUAUAUAUAUAUAGAUUUUCGCGGGCCGCUUGUUCUUCAACGGACUUUUGCAACGAUCUUGCCUUGUCGAUAUUUUCGGGAAUGAUCUACGAACGGAGGAUGUGUGCGCGAAUUAUUUCUUUUCGGACGUUCUAAUCGCAUAUGUGUGAUUUUAGUGAAAGAAAAAAAAAACGCCGAAGUCUUGAAAAAAACGCGCGAGUGAACGAACUUACAACAAACAAACAAAAAAUACAAGAACAAAAAUAGGAUAUGUAAUAAUCCUUUUACUUUACUUUUACGCCUAGACCUGCUAAUGGUUUUACGUGCGUCAUCGGCAAAAAAUUCGAUCGAAUGGGACAAAUCUCGUUAGAAGAGACACUUUAUCGAAUCGAUCGUUCGUCGAUUAUGUGAGAUAAACGGCGAUUAUUACGAGCCAAGUGUAAAUUUCGCUUAUUGUUAGAUGCGAAUGCGAUUAACAACACCGGGCCAUCGUUUUUACGCGAACGUCGCUAAUAUGACAACUUUGUUACUAUAAAAUCGACUUUUGUUAAAUGGCCGAUAGAAGAAGGACCUACUUAAUUUUUAAGCGCCUAUCAUUUAGCCGUUAAUAAUUCAUUAGUUUCUCGAUACUUUCUUAUUAAAUCGAAGAUGUUGGUAAACAAAGUGCUCGUCAGAUGAUUUUUAACGAAAGAUCUAAAAACGAUUUGUUUUUUUUUUUCUUUCUUUACUUUUUUUCUGAGAAAGAGGAAAGAACGAAUAGAGAAAGAAAAAAAAAAGAAAAGUAAAAAAUCCCGUUUCUUUUCGUAAAAGAUUCGUUCGAAAAUGUUUUUUGUAUAAAGAAGGAAAAAAAGGAACCCAUCCAUCCCGUUGUAUAUCGUAAUGUUCCAAUUUACUUGUUUCAAAGGUUACGAACGAAGGUAUCGAUUUCAAUUAGGCGAAACCGUACACCUAGUAGUAUCGGCAGAUUCGCUGACUCGAUUUCACCGACACACGAAACGGGAGACGCACUCGUUCGACAUUGUUGCAUCGGCGAGUACAGUACUCUUUCUCUCCCCACGAGUCUGUUACCAACGCAACCCGUCUGCUUUGUGUUGCUAAUCGAGUCGAUCUAAUUGAAAUCCAAAUUUGCUUUGAUUGCCACUCAAACGUUAGCGCGGAGAGUUAACCGUUGGCGCUCGUCAUCGAAACUAUUCAUCUAACAUUUCACAAACUGUAUAAAAAACAAAAAAAAAAAAAACAAAGAAAAAAACAAAUUUAUCGUCCUAUUGUAUAAAUGAUGUUUAUUUUUAUUUAUAAUUUCUCUUUUUAAUUGCGUUGACAUUUUUGCCAUCAUUUUCGUUAUAUAAAUAUAUAAAUAUAUAUAGUUAUUUUAACUUAUUUCUCUCAUACCACGGUAAAUUAGAAUUUUAUUUCCAACGAAAUUUACAACUAAAAAACAUCGACACUUUUGGUCGACAAAAAUUUCCGUCUCUGUACUAAAUUCAAACAGUUAAUAAUAAUAAGAAGAAAAAGGAGUAAGCGGAAGAAGCGAAAGGAGAAAAAAGAACAAGAAGAAAAAUAGAAAUGUUCUCGUCGAGGUGUAGUGUAGAAAAGGGUGGGUCGGGUUGGGAGGUGGGGGUGGGGGAUGGUCGUGGCAAGCUUUUUGAAAAGCUACAAAGUCACGUAGAUUCGCGUGCCCUUUGGCGCGAGAACUGUUUUUUUUUGAACGAAGCUUAGCGCAACCGAUUUUCUGAAUAUGUCUAUUCCACGAAAAGGAUGUGAUUUCUUUAGAAUCGUUUUCUACUUCGCAUUUCUCCAUUUCACCCUUUCUAUCUCUUUCUAUCAUUUUUAUUUCUCCGUUGAAAACGUACGUACACGUACGUUCGCAAAGCUUAACUACCGUCGAAGAAAAAUAAAGAAUGAGAAAGAAAUCGUAUAGAUGUUACUGACGUAGAUACAUAUAUCAUUUUAUCCGUUUCAACGGACUCGCGACGAUAGGCUACGAGAAAGAAAGAAAAAUUCCCC
This is a messenger RNA of Polistes canadensis, 5380 nucleotides long. Its product is annotated as homeobox protein Nkx-2.4-like. Gene Ontology annotation, cellular component: nucleus. The transcript has 4 exons. Gene Ontology annotation, biological process: cell differentiation; regulation of transcription by RNA polymerase II. Gene Ontology annotation, molecular function: DNA-binding transcription factor activity, RNA polymerase II-specific; RNA polymerase II cis-regulatory region sequence-specific DNA binding. Bases 1512 to 3125 code for a protein of 537 amino acids. NCBI's taxonomy places the organism in Eukaryota, Metazoa, Arthropoda, Insecta, Hymenoptera, Vespidae. The record is from RefSeq and is a predicted model, not a curated record.